This is a messenger RNA of Urocitellus parryii (Arctic ground squirrel), 1650 nucleotides long. It is a transcript of the gene Polr1c, whose product is annotated as RNA polymerase I and III subunit C. Gene Ontology annotation, molecular function: DNA binding; protein dimerization activity. NCBI's taxonomy places the organism in Eukaryota, Metazoa, Chordata, Mammalia, Rodentia, Sciuridae. Gene Ontology annotation, biological process: DNA-templated transcription. Gene Ontology annotation, cellular component: RNA polymerase I complex; RNA polymerase III complex. The record is from RefSeq and is a predicted model, not a curated record.
GAGGGUUGCCCCAGAGACCGAGGAGUACUACUGGAACGCACGCGCUCCUGAAAGUCUCGUGGAGAAACUCAAGAUGGCGGCUGCCCAUGCGGUAGAGGAGAUGCGGAGUCGUGUGGUUUUAGGGGAGUUUGGGGUUCGCAAUGUUCAUACCACUGACUUUCCUGGUAACUAUGCCGGAUAUGAUGAUGCCUGGGAUCAGGACCGUUUCGAGAAGAAUUUCCGUGUGGAUGUGGUACAUAUGGAUGAAAACUCACUGGAGUUUGACAUGGUGGGAAUUGAUGCAGCCAUUGCCAAUGCUUUUAGAAGAAUUCUUUUAGCUGAGGUACCAACAAUGGCUGUGGAAAAAGUCCUGGUAUACAACAACACAUCCAUUGUUCAGGAUGAGAUCCUUGCACACCGCCUGGGGCUCAUUCCCAUUCUUGCUGAUCCUCGUCUUUUUGAAUAUCGGAACCAAGGAGAUGAAGAAGGCACAGAGAUAGACACACUGCAAUUUCGGCUCCAGGUCAGAUGUACGCGGAAUCCCCAUGCUGCUAAAGAUUCCUCUGACCCCAAUGAACUCUAUGUGAACCACAAAGUAUAUACCAGGCAUAUGACAUGGGUCCCCUUGGGGAACCAGGCUGACGUCUUUCCCGAAGGCACUAUCCGCCCAGUACAUGAUGAUAUCCUCAUUGCUCAGCUGCGGCCUGGCCAGGAGAUUGAUCUGCUAAUGCACUGUGUCAAGGGCAUUGGAAAAGAUCAUGCCAAAUUUUCACCAGUGGCAACAGCUAGUUACAGGCUUCUGCCAGACAUCACUCUACUUGAACCUGUGGAAGGGGAGGCAGCUGAGGAACUGAGCCAGUGCUUUUCACCUGGUGUUAUUGAAGUACAAGAAGUGCAAGGUAAAAAGGUGGCCAGAGUUGCCAAUCCCCGGCUGGAUACCUUUAGCAGGGAAAUCUUUCGGAAUGAGAAGCUAAAGAAGGUUGUGCGGCUUGCCCGUGUUCGAGAUCAUUACAUCUUUUCUGUAGAGUCAACUGGAGUGUUGCCACCAGAUGUGCUGGUGAGUGAAGCUAUCAAAGUAUUGAUGGGCAAGUGCCGGCGCUUCUUGGAUGAACUAGAUGCAGUUCAGAUGGACUGAGGUUUGGACCAGAAAUACUGGGAUGUAUGGAGUUGGAUGCUCCUGGGUUCUGACCUGCCCCAAGGGGACUACUAUACUCAGUGUGACUAGAGGUCUAAUUCCAGCUUUAUUUUCCAUCAAUACAUUUUGUUAAAUGUGCUACAGAAUGAGACUUUAUGCCUUUGUAAGGCCUUUGAUGUAAAUAAAUUCAUGUCCAAACAAAAUCUUUUAAGACUACUUCUUGACUUUGAGUCUCAAGGUAUGGGGCCUCAUCUCAGAACAGGUUUGGUAUUUAGCAAUCAAGAACAUUGGAUUCACUGCCAAUGUCAGUGUAAGUUAAGGCCAAGUUUUUUUUUUUUUUGGUAGUACUGGAGAUUGAACCUGGGGCCUUGAGUGUGCUAAGCAGGCACUUUACCACUGAAUUACAUUCCCAGCCCUCGAAGCCAAGUCCUUUUAGAAACUUCCUGCUGGGCAGACCUGUAGCAGCUCUCCAGAAUGAGGCAGGAGGAUUGUGAGUUCAAAGCCAGCCUCAGCACAAGUGAGGUGCUAAGCAAUUC